Messenger RNA from Acytostelium subglobosum LB1, 678 nucleotides. RefSeq lists its product as hypothetical. The record is from RefSeq and is a predicted model, not a curated record. Lineage: Eukaryota; Evosea; Eumycetozoa; Acytosteliales; Acytosteliaceae. The annotation marks the transcript as partial. The transcript is spliced from 3 exons. Gene Ontology annotation, molecular function: calmodulin binding; calcium ion binding. Gene Ontology annotation, biological process: calcium-dependent cell-cell adhesion. Gene Ontology annotation, cellular component: external side of plasma membrane; membrane; cell-cell junction.
AUGCCUUCCACUUUGGUUCAAUGUGCAGGUCCACUUGAACAAAGGAUGACCGUCGGAACAGAUAGAGUUAAAUUCUACACCCAGAAGAACUUGGCAGGCUCCUACAACAAGGAGUACAAGGUUGGUGACUCCAUUGCCUUCUUGCCAAAUGACCCAGACAAUGACAAGUACAUGUCCUGUGAGAUUGGUACUGAGUGCUGGGUCAACGCCUACGAGCACAACGAUGCCUUCAACCCAGAGCCCGGCGCACACCAGGAGCUCAAGUCCGGAGUCCACAACGACCUCACCUCGCUCAAGGGCUUGUCCAUGUUCCAGGUGCUCGAGAACAAGUUUGGCUAUGCCAUCGACAUCCGUCUCGUGGACUUCAAGGACACCAAGGGAGGUUACAAGCUCUCCUUGAUCCCCUACCAGGUGAAUCCAGCAGUCUGCCUCAGUGGCGAUGCCUUCAUCCAGUGCCCAAUCCCCAAGUUGACCCCACCCGACUCAGAGAUCGUGUGCCAGGUCGUUGUGGCCGAGACCGCCUGGCCAGGUGCCACCGUUGCCAACGGCAGCGUCUACUUCAGGUACAACCCCUCCACAGGUUUGCUCUCCUUCCGCAAGACUGAGGGAUUCCCCACCAACAUGUCGCUCACCCAAGCUGGUAUGACACAGUUCACCUUCAAACUCGAGAAAUUAUUG